Durotheca rogersii is the source of this 1125-nucleotide messenger RNA. RefSeq names its product DNA-directed RNA polymerase. Gene Ontology annotation, molecular function: DNA binding; protein dimerization activity. NCBI's taxonomy places the organism in Eukaryota, Fungi, Ascomycota, Sordariomycetes, Xylariales, Xylariaceae. The record is from RefSeq and is a predicted model, not a curated record. The transcript has 4 exons. Bases 1 to 1125 code for a protein of 374 amino acids. Gene Ontology annotation, biological process: DNA-templated transcription. Gene Ontology annotation, cellular component: RNA polymerase I complex; RNA polymerase III complex.
AUGGCACCCUCGUCGGGGAGGCGACGACCUGCCAGCGCACAGGAUCUCGAAGACCGUAACAUCAUAGGCAUAAACAAGGAGACGAUUACCAAUACCGUCUCGGACGAUUACCCCGAUAACUUUGCAAACGAAGAGCAUGCGUGGGACAAGGAGGCGUUUAGUCAGAGCUUCCAGGUCCAGUGGCACGAGAAUCGGCAGUUCGAAUCUCAAUUCUCCCUCAUCGGCAUUGACGCCUCCAUUGCUAACGCCUUCCGCCGCAUACUCAUCGCCGAGAUACCCACCCUCGCCAUCGACAUUGUCUUCGUGCACAACAAUACGUCGGUCAUCCAAGACGAGGUUCUCGCCCACAGGCUCGGCCUCAUCCCGUUCACCGGUGGGAAGAAGGGCAUCCGGGAUUUCCUCCGGUUCUGGAGGAAACCGGCCGAAGGCGAGGAGGCGUACGCCACCACCUUCGACACGAACACUAUACGCCUCAAGCUCGUCGCUCAGUGCACUCACAAGAAGGAUGCACCCGCCGAUUCGACGGAUCCCAAGGAGCUGUACCACAACGCUUGCGUAUACGCCAAGGACAUCACGUUCGAGCCGCUUGGCAGGCAGGGCGAAUUCUUCUCUGGGGAAGAUGCCAUCCGGGCCCUGAACCCCGACAUUUUAAUUGCCAAGAUGCGGCCGGGCCAGGAGUUGGACAUCGAGAUGCACAUGCACAAGGGAUACGGCUGGGAUCACGCCAAGUGGUCGCCUGUAGCCACAGCCAGUUACUGUCUGAUGCCCACCAUCAAGAUUACGAAGCCGAUCCUAGGGGAGGACGCGAAGAAAUUCGCCAACUGCUUCAUGCCGGGUGUCAUAGGGCUGGAGCCGGUCACGAGGCAGGAGGCCAGGACCCGCGGCAGUGGCUACGAGGGCCACGAGGGCGAGAUGAAGGCAGUGGUGAAGGACCCGAUGCGUGACACCGUCAGUCGGGAGGUACUGCGGCACCCCGAAUUCGAGGGCAAGGUCAAGCUCGGGCGGAAGAAGGAUCACUUCAUCUUCUCGAUAGAGAGCACAGGCCAGUGGGAUAGUGACGAGCUGUUCAUGGAGGCGGUAAAGGCACUCAAGAAGAAGUGCCAAGUACUCAAGCCCCAGGCUUAG